This is a messenger RNA of Pteropus alecto (black flying fox), 1528 nucleotides long. RefSeq names its product interleukin 1 receptor associated kinase 1 binding protein 1 (gene IRAK1BP1). The coding region runs from base 456 to 1310 and encodes 284 amino acids. The transcript has 4 exons. The record is from RefSeq and is a predicted model, not a curated record. Lineage: Eukaryota; Metazoa; Chordata; Mammalia; Chiroptera; Pteropodidae. Gene Ontology annotation, biological process: canonical NF-kappaB signal transduction; immune response.
CGAGACGAUGAAAGCUGGAUUUGAUUCAUAAAUUCCCAAAACCAAACUGAUAAAACGCAGUUCACCCCAACAGAAAUUUCUUGAGAACCAAGCGGAACGGUAAAGUUAGAGACGACAAAGCUGGAAAAAAAAAAUAUUACAGACUCGCGUCGGAGAAAGAUAAAAGCAAUCCCACUCGGCUCUGCCUGGUUUCUCAGAAAAGUUUUCCAAGGUACGCAAGGCGCAGGGCCAAAGACGACGGUGGGCGUGGAAAGAACUCCUUGAGUGGGAGGCCGCAAAGCUUACUGAGAUUUUUGAAAGCCGUAAAAUAAAGAUGUUAAAAACUAUAACUACUCGCUCGGCCAACAUCCUGUUAAGGAGCUGCGGCAAAAUUCUCCACAAAACGUAGCUCGCACUCUCAAGCAGCUCCGGGACUUCCAGACCCCUCCCGGCAUGCUCUGCGCCGAACAUUAGCGAUGCCUAGCGCGCUUUGGCCGCUUCGGCCGCCGUCGGCUCUGAGUUGCUGUAGAAACCCAGCUGCCAUCACUAUGUCGUUGCAACAGGCCUCUCAGUCGCGGGUGUUCGUGGAACUGGUUCCCUGGGCUGACCGGGGCCGGGAGAACAAUCUCGUCUCGGGGGAAGAUACGCUGCCCGGUCUCCGCCGUCCAUUCUCCGCAGCACAGGCCCAAACAGUGUCUCGUGAGGUUCACGUAAGCGGCACCGCGGAGGUGGCUGCAAGUCCCGACCGGGCGCAGGUAGCAGUGCGCAUCAGCAGCACCAAGGAGGCGGCGGCCGAGGUCAAGAAGAGCGUUUGCCGCCGCCUGGACUACAUCACGCAGAGCCUCCAGCAGCAGGGUCUGCAGGCAGAAAAUGUAACUGUGACAAAGGAUUUUAGAAGAGUGGAAAAUGCUUAUCACAUGGAAGCAGAGGUCUGCAUUACAUUUACUGAAUUUGGAAAAAUGCAAACUAUUUGUAACUUUCUCGUUGAAAAGCUAGAUAGCUCUGUUGUCAUCAGCCAACCCCAGUUCUAUCAUACUCCAGGUUCCAUUGAGAAUCUUCGACGGCAAGCCUGUCUUGUUGCUGUUGAGAAUGCAUGGCGCAAAGCGCAAGAAGUCUGUAACCUUGUUGGCCAAACUCUAGGAAAACCUUUAUUAAUCAAAGAAGAAGAAACGAAAGAAUGGGAAGGACAAAUAGAUGAUCCCCAGUCAUCCAGACUCUCAAGUUCUUUAACUGUACAACAAAAAAUCAAAAGUGCAACAAUACAUGCUGCUUCAAAAGUCUUUAUAAACUUUGAAGUAAAGGGGAAAGAGAAGAAAAAAAAACAUCUCUGAAAUUCUAACCAAAAUAUAUUGUUUGUAUCUUUUUUGUCAGUUUUAUACUUGUUUACUAUAUGUAUAUAUACUGUAUAAUAUAUAAAAUGUUUCUCCCAAUCUGUCAGUCCUUGAAUAUAGUCCCACAGAAUACUUAUGUCUACUUUCUAUUUUUAAAAACUCACUAUGGGAAAUACUCUUUGGAAAUAAAUAUGGUAUGUGCACACUUGUAUACUUAA